UUGGUUAGUCAGUGUCAGACGAACGUCAGCGUUUCAAGUAGAUAGUACGACCGAAGAUAAUUAUAAUAAUGUAAACGAAAACUAUUAAGCUAUAAUUUUCCCUGUAAGAAAAUCGAUCUAGGUAUAUGUUAAUAAGUGAAAUUUGUCGGUUGUUAUUUUUAUUUUGAAUUUAUAUUCAUAAAUAAAUUUAAAUUUGGUGACAUCGUUGUUAGUCAAACAAAGAAAGUUUUGUUUGCAAAUCUGAGGUGAAAGUGAGUUUAAUAUGUUGCGUUCCAAAUCGUGAAGACAUGUUCCUCGUCUAUCGUCCAUACUGUGUUGAUUAAUCUGGUACCUCCAAUUAAGGUGGGCAGGUCAAGUGUAACUUUGUCGUUUUCCUUGUGUCUAAUAACACUUUGAAGAUGAGUCUCACGAUGGAACCCAAAAGUGACCUAGAAUUUAUACUCAAAAAUUUAUUAGCUGGUGGUGUAGCAGGUAUGUGCGCAAAAACUACAGUUGCUCCAUUAGACCGUAUCAAGAUACUGUUACAAGCACAGUCAACGCACUACAAACAUCAUGGUGUGCUUGGAGGACUUAUGGCUAUUGUGAAACAAGAAUCAUUAAUUGCAUUGUAUAAAGGAAAUGGUGCUCAGAUGGUCCGAAUAUUCCCAUAUGCAGCAACUCAGUUUACUAGCUUUGAAAUUUAUAAAAAGUAUUUGAGCGGUCUGAGUGUACCACUAGUUCAGCACGGUGACAAAUUCGUAGCGGGCGCGGGCGCCGGCGUGACGGCGGUCACGCUCACGUACCCACUGGACACGAUUCGAGCGAGACUCGCCUUCCAAGUGACAGGCGAACAUCGAUACACCGGGAUCGUACACGCGGCCACAACAAUAUUUAAAACGGAAGGUGGUAUUCGCGCACUGUACCGCGGCUUCGUACCUACCAUGGUAGGCAUGGUACCGUACGCUGGAUUCAGUUUCUACUGCUUCGAGUCGCUCAAGUUUUUCUGUAUGAAAUAUCUGCCUAGCACGCUGUGUCGCAAAUGCGAGAGGAAUACAGGCGGUCUGGUGUUAACAGUCCCCGGCAAGCUAGUAUGUGGCGGGCUGGCGGGCGCAGUCGCGCAAUCCGUGUCCUACCCGCUGGACGUGACACGACGACGUAUGCAGCUCGCCUGCAUGCAUCCAAGUACCGCAAAGUUCGGCACGGGUAUGGUGAAAACUCUGACGCUGAUAUACCAAGAUAACGGUAUAGUGAAAGGCCUGUAUCGAGGCAUGACGAUCAACUACAUCCGCGCCAUACCCAUGGUGGCCACAUCCUUCUCCACCUACGAGCUCAUGAAACAACUCCUUCACCUCGAUACGGGGAUGAAGCUGUCAUAGACGAGACUUCUAGCAACGGUAUAAACAUAACAUAGUAUGUUAAAAUUUAUACAAACUAGUUAAAUAUUAAGAAUAUUUUGAGACAUAAAUGAAAUUAAGUGUAAAUUAAAUUAUAAAUAAAAUGUUUUAUUAUGUU
Molecule: messenger RNA, 1491 nt
Organism: Nymphalis io (European peacock)
Lineage: Eukaryota; Metazoa; Arthropoda; Insecta; Lepidoptera; Nymphalidae
Product: solute carrier family 25 member 16-like
Exons: 6
Coding region: 399-1355 (318 amino acids)
Biological process (GO): transmembrane transport
Cellular component (GO): mitochondrial inner membrane
Source: RefSeq, a predicted model, not a curated record